GCUCGCCUUUUCCAAAAUAGCCUAAACAUCGCUUAGAAAGCUCUUAACUCAUUGUGAUUUAUACCGCCUGUGGGAGAUACCGAAUUACUGGGAGAGGAAUUUGUAUCGAGUUGGCACAGGAUUUCCAAGGAAUUAUGGUAAUCUUCUGCACAAAUGAAUGCCAUGCACAGAUCAAUACUCAGGGGUCCUGAUUCGAGGCACUGUUUGGCUCUGUCUCUAUGCAACACUGAAUCCUACAAACCAUUCUGCAGAUUCCACUAAAGAUUUUUCUUGUGUGUGGUCGGAAUGCCAAAAUGAUCUUAUGCGAAAAGAGAUUACAUGAUUGCACUUAUCUACUAUCAUUAUCUAAGAUGUUAUGCUGCAGGAACUUUAGGGCAUCCGUGGAGGUGUAUAGCUUAUAAAAUAAGAUCUGUUUAACAAUGGAGCAUGUUUUAGAUGUUUCUGCAGAGACAGGUCUAUUGUUCAAAUAAAACAUGGAUGUUGGCAGCUCAAAGGAUUUAGACUCUAUCUCAUACAACUCCAACUAAAUAUGGAGCCUUUAAGCUAUGAGCAACUGAUAGAGAACAAUGGCUUACUAAAAAUAGAGGCAAAAUAGAGCUUGAAGUCAUAGGAAAAACAUGACCGGCACUAUAUAAAUCAAGUCUUUGAAAGUGUUAGUCAUUUGAAAAGGUAGCAGGAGAUGCUGAGAACUAUGCGCUUUGAGAACCUCUGCUCCACCGUGCAGUUGAAUGGAUGGCAGGCUCUGCUGGAUGAUAACAGCGAGGCAGGGCAAGAUCAUUGGGAAAGAGCUCAUUCACGGUCCUUACGACUGUACAGAGCCGUAGUGAAGGGGGACACCAGAGGGCUCCGCAAACUCCUUAAAAGGAAUUACAUUGAUGUUGAUGUAUUGUACAAUGUGAACCGGGAGGAACUGCAGUGGCAAGCUCAUCCAGACACCACAUUUGGACCUUCAGGUCUUUGGUCUUUGGAAUAUAAAAGAGAACUGACAAGUCCACUUUGCAUUGCUGCUGCACAAGGUUUUACUGAAUGUUUGCAGUAUUUACUGGAACACGGCGCACACCCCAACCUUAUCGCUGGAGGAAAAGCUGCACUUCAUGAGGCCUGUGCAAACGCCAACACUGAAUGUGUGGAGCUUCUGCUGGAACAUGGAGCAAACACCAACCAGACCACAGAGGAGGGAGUGACUUCCUUACAUCUCUGCAGGACACCACAAUCACUACGUUGUGCAAAAGCCUUGGUGAGAUAUGGUGCCACGGUGAAUUUAUCCAGUGAGGAAGAUGACGAAACACCAUUGCACGUGGCAGCCAAGCAUGGGCUGCUCCACCACGCACAGCUUUACCUGCGGUUCGGAGCCUGUGUGAAUCAUGUCAGCUCCACUGGUGAAACACCACUAGGCGUCCUUUGCGGGGUGACUCCAGAAAAGACAGACGACAGCCAAGAUGACCAUUACCUUGAGCUCUGCCAUCUCCUCCUGGAUUAUGGCGCUAACGUUAACUUGGCUGAUAAAGAACGGCGCAGUCCUCUACACAAGGCGGCCCGUAACGUUCAGCAUAAGAUUUUGGAGCUGCUAUUGUACCAUGGGGCUGAUGUUAAUGCUAUUGACUAUAACGGGUGUUCACCGUUGUCUAAUGUGCUUCAGAGCUCUGUGGUUCGACAAGAGUGGCAUCCUCACAUAGCUGUUCAGACCCUGUUAAAUCACGGCUCGAUUAAAGUAUGGCCACAGGCACUGCUGAAGGUAUUAACAGCAUGUGCAGAAGCACCCAAAACUGUGGAAAUCCUUUUCAACUCAUACACGCUUGUUCCUGUGACCUCCAAAUGGGUUGAAGCCAUACCUGAGGAUAUUUUUCUUCUUCACAGACCCUUUUAUGAGUCUCUUUUUGCACUGGAGUACAAACCUCGUAGUUUACAGCAUCUGUGUCGGUCUGCACUGAGAAAACACUAUGGGAAGCACUGCUACUCAUUCAUCCCAAGACUCCCCGUGCCGACCCCUCUACAACAGUAUCUCCUUCUGGAACCUGAAGGCUAUGUUGACUAAAGUCAAGCAUUGUUUUUGAGAGUAGCCAUUUUGACUUGUGACAAAUGUGACUGUCUUUAAUUUCACUUUCUGAAAUCUAAAAUCAGUACACAGGGACAGAAAAUGUAUUUCUUGUUUUCACUUGCACUCUUAUUUUUAUAUAUUUGCUAUUUUAGUGUAAACACAGAUUUUAGUGUAUAUAGGCUCACAGGACAGAUUUUCUCACAGGACAUUAUGAUGAUAUGUUGCAUAUUUAAGUUGACUGUGGUAAAUACACCAUAUGACUGAUUUGUUUAAUAUUUCAUUACAAAAUAGUUU
Triplophysa rosa is the source of this 2332-nucleotide messenger RNA. It is a transcript of the gene asb18, whose product is annotated as ankyrin repeat and SOCS box containing 18. The record is from RefSeq and is a predicted model, not a curated record. NCBI's taxonomy places the organism in Eukaryota, Metazoa, Chordata, Actinopteri, Cypriniformes, Nemacheilidae. Gene Ontology annotation, biological process: protein ubiquitination; intracellular signal transduction; positive regulation of protein catabolic process. The transcript is spliced from 5 exons. Gene Ontology annotation, molecular function: protein binding. The coding region runs from base 680 to 2035 and encodes 451 amino acids.